ACAACGCGCCGGAGCCAAUGAAAAACCUUCUUCGAAGGGCAUAAUGCCGAAUAGCAAAAUAUCCGCUGCAGCGUAAGACGACGAACGCUCACUUGAAGCACACCGCACGCCUUCAGCGGUAGCAUGAGAUAGGCCUAAGAAGUCGAAGCAGGAGCGUCUUCAAUUUGCCGCGGGACAUUACCAGCGGCCGGUUCCUAGUCACCCAAAAUAUCGUAAAGUAGGAAUAGCACUGGUGCGAAGGUCUUUGUAGACAAGAUGGUGGACUACGAUCCCAACGAGCCUUGGCCGCUUCCUUUAAUCGCACUGUUCCUACAAAUCCGGGAGAACCGAGGCUAUCAUCAAAUAUACCCGAACGGGUUCGUAAGAGGUUAUGACUACGAAAUAGAGCUUCCAAACAUCUUCUACAAUGGCUGGACAGCUCGUGUUUUCAUGCGCAGGUCGAAAUCACUACCGGGAGACGCCGGGAGAGUUCGAGGACGCGACGCCAGGAGCAGGUCAACCCCCGGACCGGGAGUUGAAGACGGGCCGUCGGGUUCCGGACCCGAGCCACCAGGACUUCACCCCACCGGGGCCUCCUGCCAGCCCGUUCCUGUGCGUCGCCCUUCUACCCGAGCGUGCCGCCAGCUCCUCAAGGCCGGUGAGCUUCUGCGCCCGUGGGCAGGACGAGACCAGUUGCGCUACGGGCCGAGUUCUACGCCAGCUGCCCGGCAACAACGCCGCCCCCGUCUGUCGUGCCGCCUGCUGCUCGAGGCCGGCGUUCGAGCUUCUGUGCCCGUGGGCCGGACGAGAGCAGUCGGGCUACGGGCCCGAGCUCUACACCCAGCUGCCCGGCCAGAACGCCGCCGCCGUCUGCUCGUGCCACCAAGCCGCCUGCCUUACAUCUCCAAGCUGCAGAGCUGGCGCGCUCCGGUCGCCCGGUCAACCAACUUACACCGCGACCUUUGGGGUGUUGGCGUGCACACUAUAUAUGACACGAAGUACUUCUGCAAGACUGAAAUUCCUGCAAAUGGGACCGGCAUAUACACCAGCCAAAGGGGUUAUGAUUCACCUAAGGAUAAGGCACUGGGCCCAGUAGCAAAGGCAGGAGACAUUUAUUCAAUGGGUAUUCGAAUAAUGAGCGGCAAAUUCUUCUUGAGUGUAGCAAACGAAAUAGCGGGCGACUGGAUGAAUAUGACUUCAAACAUAAAAGCCUCUGACUAUAAAUUCAAAAUUUGGUCAAGAGAAGACGUUAUACUAUCAAUACAUAUGAGUGAAGAAGUAGAAAACAACUAUUACAGGCUGCCAUGGCACUACGACCUACCUUACUCUAGCCAACCUCCUGGCUCCAGCAUAAUUGCCCUCCUCGAGUGCGAAACACCGGAGGAAGAAACAAAGGUGUCUAUUGACACUGAGGGCAACGGUCCCCGUAGCCGAGAUUUUGUGAACUAUGGAAAAGUUCCUGGCCUUAAGAAAAUGGAGACAUUCUUUGUGUAUGCCCGGAACUUGCCGGAAGGCUACACGGUGGCCACAAGUUUCAGCCCUGAACCAAAAAUGGUAGCCCAUAAGUCGGCAAAGAACCAUAUACAUCUUUAUCGCCCCGAGAACUGCUCUACCCUACGUUUGACACAGAACGUUAUACUUGGUGCGGAGAGUUAGCGUUCAUUACUAAACAAAGACAACUAAACGUUCAACUUAAUUGAAUUCAUAUGCUUCCGGUUUCUCUGCAAUAAACAUGUAUGA
Molecule: messenger RNA, 1719 nt
Organism: Dermacentor andersoni
Lineage: Eukaryota; Metazoa; Arthropoda; Arachnida; Ixodida; Ixodidae
Source: RefSeq, a predicted model, not a curated record